Molecule: messenger RNA, 1872 nt
Organism: Ceratosolen solmsi marchali
Lineage: Eukaryota; Metazoa; Arthropoda; Insecta; Hymenoptera; Agaonidae
Product: pre-mRNA-splicing factor CWC22 homolog
Exons: 6
Coding region: 71-1861 (596 amino acids)
Biological process (GO): mRNA splicing, via spliceosome
Cellular component (GO): catalytic step 2 spliceosome
Molecular function (GO): RNA binding
Source: RefSeq, a predicted model, not a curated record
UGAAACUGAGAAUAUAUUAUUAUAUGCCUUAACAGUGAAACUAGAAAAUUCUAUUAUAUUAUUGGCUCAAAUGAUGAGUGAUUCUACAAAGUCAUCAGAACUACAGUGUUUUCUCAAUAGUUGGUUGGAAACUGGUGCACCAGCUCCACAAGAAAUAGUAAUUGGUUAUUCAUACUCUAUGUUAGAUGCUGCAUCAUUAGCUUUUAACUUUUCUACAUUUGAUAAUUAUAAUUUAAGGUGCUAUGAUUAUUUAAUAAAUGAAACGUCAGAGUUACCAUCUACAUUAAUUCAGAUUGAUGUAAUUGGCUUAAUCAAGGUUGUUGAUUCAUGGGCAUGCUUUGAAAAUAUCCUACAACCAGUUAAAGACUUUUAUCUAUGUAGUAUAAUGUAUUUGAGUACAAUUGACAAUUUAGAUAUAUUCAGGGAAACCAUCAUAAGUAUUUUAACUAUGUGUCAAAGUCCUUUUCAAAAUAAAGAGACAGAAUCAAGAAGGGCAGCUUUGUGGGUACAUUUAACUACGGAUACUAUUCAACAAAUGAACCAACAGUAUAUUCAAUAUGUAAUAGGAAAAAAUGGAAUAAAAAGCUUUUCUUUUUUGGAUAUACGACAAAAUGCAGUAAUCGAUGAUUCUUGUCCUCAUAAAAUAUAUGAUUAUAUUAAUCAGUUGAAAAUGGAAGCAUUUGAAAAAUGUGAUUUUAGUAUGGAUUUAGAAAAGACACCAAAUGAUUAUUAUUGUCCCAUAGUUUUAGAAAAUUUGAUACAACUUUUAAUAGAGUUUCCGUCAUGGACCAAAAUUAUCAAGAAAAGUGAAUGUUCCACUUUGGUUUCAGUAUGUUCAACCGAACAUUUAUCUAUGUUGACUGAAAUAGUUGAUCCUGUACAUCCAUCACUUUUCAUGGUAUAUCAUUUAGAUAAAAUAAGAUCCUUAAUGCAACUAGGAAAAUACUUUAUUAAAACUACAAAAGAUAAAAAUGAAUUUUAUAAAAGAGACUAUAAAAAUAAUCAUACCUACUUAACACAAACUAUUUCUAAUAAUGGAAGUAAAUUAGAUAAUAGAAUUGAAAUAAACAUUCUUAAUGAAAAAUCAGAAGUAAAUGAUGAGAUAGAAUUAGAUUUAAUAACUUUUAAAAAUACUAUUCUGUCUACAAUUCAUAGUUUAAUUGACUUUGAUGAAAGUGUUAGAAAUAUUUUAAGAAUGCAAUUAAACGCUGAACAAGAAACUGUAAUCUGUAAAAUUUUUUUGGACUGCUGUGCACAAAUGAAAACUUAUGAAAAAUUCUUUGGAAUAAUAGCUGGGAAAUUUUGCUCAAGUAGUAAUGCAUUUGCUAAUGCAUUUGGACAAAUUAUUAUAGAAUGUUAUAAUACAGUCGAAUUAUUUGAUAAGAAUGAAUUAAAAAAUAUCAGUAAAUUAUUUGCACAUCUUUUGUUAACAGAUACUAUUUCAUGGGAAAUUUUAUCUGUUUUAAAAUUACAUGAAAAGGAGCUGACAAGUGCUAAAAAGAAUUUUAUCAGAAUUCUUCUUAGAGAAUUAUCCGAACAUAUGGGUGUUACAAAACUUCAAGAGAAAUUCAGAAAGAAAAUCAAUACUCCAGCACUCCAAGGACUUUUUCCUAAUAAUACUACAAAAAAUGCAAAUUAUGCCAUACUUUUCUUCAAAUCCAUUGGUCUAAGAUAUUUAGGGGAUAUAUUGAAAGAAAAUAUGAAAGGAGAAUCUUCAAAGCUAAAACGCUCCACAAGUAAUUCAAGCAUAUCGUCUACAACUUCAUCAUGUGAUUUUAUUAUAGAAGUCAGGGUUUCAAAGAAGAAUGGUGAUAAAAAGCAAUUAAAAGAUGAAAAAAAAAAAAUUAUUGUAAUUAAAUAAUAUAAGUAAAA